GUCUCUGACUCUCGCGGUACUGCUGCGCGAAGAUGGCGGCCGAACUGGUGGAAGCGAUGAACAUGGUCAAAAGUUUCCGGGUCUCUGACCUGCAGACGCUGCUGUCUUCAAUGGGUCGCAGUAAGAGUGGGCUGAAACAGGACUUGGUGGGGCGUGCACUGAGGCUAGUACAGACUGAAUACAGCCCAGAGCUGUUGAAGAAUGUCAGGCAGCUGUACGAGUCUCGUUUCCCCAAAUCAUCUGGCUGGCUGGCAGCCCGACGUCCAGAGGGCAUCCCAGUUGCGUUCUCUACCCUCAGUUCCUCUCCCAAUGCCACCUCUCAGGGCCCAGACUACCUCAAUGGCAUAUCCAAACCCCUCCCUCCUACACCUGCUGCUGAGGUCAAGCUGGUGCCACUACCCUUUUAUCAAACUUUGGAAACACUGUUGCCACCAACAGAGCUAAUUGCCCAGAAUAACGAAAAACUGCAGGACAGUCAAUGCAUAUUUGAGUUAACACCAAACCAAGCAGACCAGAUCAGAAAUGCUGGUGAACUUCGACCUGGAAUCAGAUCGAUUCAGGUGGUUCUUAGAAUCUGUUACACGGACUCUAUUGGUGUUCAGGAGGACCAGUAUCCUCCAAACAUUGCGGUCAAAGUCAACCAGUCAUACUGUCAUGUUCCGGGCUAUUACCCUUCCAAUAAGCCUGGAGUUGAACCUCGUCGUCCUUGUCGUCCUGUAAACAUCACUCCUUGGUUGCAUCUCUCCAGUGUCGCCAACAGAGUCACCAUCACCUGGGGAAACUUUGGCAAGCGAUACUCUGUAGCAGUGUAUUUAGUGAGAGUCUUCACUGCAGCAGACCUCUUCAGCCAACUCAAACUUUGCUCUGUUGAGAGUGCAGAACGUUGUCGUGAACGCAUCCAAGACAAGCUACGAUUUGACCCAGAAAGUGAAAUUGCCACUACAGGGCUCCGGGUUUCUCUGAUUUGUCCGUUGGUGAAGAUGCGACUUGGAGUCCCAUGUCGAGUUUUAACUUGUGCACAUCUUCAGUGUUUCGACGCGGUGUUUUUCCUGCAGAUGAAUGAAAAGAAGCCCACAUGGACUUGCCCUGUAUGUGACAAGCCUGCUCCCUUUGAGCUGCUCACUAUUGAUGGGCUAUUAUCUGAGAUUCUCAAAGAGACAAGUGAGGACAUUGAGGAGAUCGAGUACUUAACUGAUGGCUCCUGGCGACCGAUUAGAGACGAGAAGGAGAGGGAGCGAGAACAAGAACGCAGCAACACCCCAGAGUACCCUGUUGUUGACAUAUGCAUUCCUGAGGCGAACGGCCAUUCACCAGCCCACAGCAGCACCAGUCUGACAGGCAAAUCUGGAAGCAGUUCUGUCGGAGUGCCAGGAGUCACAGGAGGAGCUGCCACCACAUCAGGAGGGGGUGCAGUGGUAGAUCUGACUCUGGACUCUGACUCUGAGGAGGAAGGGGGAGGGGCCGGCGGAGACAGUGACGACACAGAGGACAGCGCUGACAGUCCUGCCCCCAAGAGGGGCCGAUACAACUAUGACAAGGACCUGGUCACUGCUUACUGACCCUGCAGCGCCGUCCCCGCAUUGACUGACACGCGUACAGAGACACAGAGGCAGGGGGCUGAAAACCUGAGGACGUAAACCCACUAGAUGCAAUGACCCUCCCUCACGCCCCAAACCUCAGAGCCUUUUAGCAGCUCUGGUUCAUGUCUAAACAGGCGCACUCAUUCAUGCACUGUUAACGAGUCUUCAAUCUAAAGCGAUUAGGAUUCCACUCUUUGUACUCUACUCUACUGGAAGCGGCCCCAACUCUUUUUGGCCAAGCAUCAUUCUGCAUUUAAUGUCUUGUCCUGCCUCUACAAAAGACACUAAAUGAAUCGAACGCCCCUUCCCCUUUCUUUCUCUCCCUCUUCAGACUCUCUCCCUCUACUGCACCAUCUCUCUGUACUUUGUAUUGAUUUGGAUUGACUGGCUCUUUGGGCCACGGGGGUUCAGUGUUUGUUGCAGCUGUUAUGAAAGGGGAGAGUUGAAAAUGAAGGCGCUCCAGUUCUUGCAAAUAAUAAAACAAACAAAAAAAAAAAAACUUUAGCAACUAAUAUCAAAGGAUUAAAUAAUUUGGAGAGGAAAAGCUGGAGACUUCUUCAGUGUGAUGCAAAUUUUGGUGUCCUCUCCAUUGUGUGAUUUCAGAGGGAUAUUUUCUCUUUUAAGAUGUAUUCAAAGCUUGAAAGGGUUUUUCAGGAAUUUAUUAUUUUAAUUAUAAAAGGACAGUACAUAAAUCUGUCCUCGGUGUGUGAUGUUUUCCAUUUUAUUUUGUCCUUAAAUAAAGUGAACCUACCUCAGUCAUUAAAACUUGGCAGACUGACCAGAGAGGAGCUUGGGAAGAAUACAAGGACAGAAGAACUAAGGGUUCUUUCUGAAGCCAAUUUUACACUGGAGAUUUUGUUUUCCUGCAUUUUCUAUUUAAAACCCAUCAUUACAUGCAGCUCUGGUCCCUUUGGAGAGACACUUUUUGGUGAGUGCGAGUUAGCCCGUUGGUGGAACUGUUAAACAUUAAUCUGGUUGUCAUUGUAACAGGGUUUCUGAAAGUUGGCAUCUCACUGUUGCAUAUGGUUACAACUCAACAGUUACUCCACAAAAAGCAGGUGGAUUUUGUAUUAUUCUUUUUUUGGGGGGGGGGUAAGGCUAGUUGAGCUGGCCAGUAGGUAUAAAUCCAGUGUGUGAGAGAAGGCAUUUUAUUUUGUUGAAGUACAUAAUCUACC
Thalassophryne amazonica is the source of this 2755-nucleotide messenger RNA. It is a transcript of the gene pias4a, whose product is annotated as protein inhibitor of activated STAT, 4a. NCBI's taxonomy places the organism in Eukaryota, Metazoa, Chordata, Actinopteri, Batrachoidiformes, Batrachoididae. Gene Ontology annotation, molecular function: transcription coregulator activity; zinc ion binding; SUMO ligase activity. The transcript has 11 exons. Gene Ontology annotation, biological process: regulation of transcription by RNA polymerase II; protein sumoylation. The record is from RefSeq and is a predicted model, not a curated record. The coding region runs from base 33 to 1559 and encodes 508 amino acids.